ACCAAAUUUAGCUGCUUCUGUUGAACAUUGAAAACACACUCCUCUGUUUUCCACCUGAAACAUCAAGAACACUUAAAAACGAACCAUCCAGAAGAAAGAAGAAAUUCAGCAGCAAAAAUGAGCGCGAUCGUGAAGCUCGUGGAUUUCCCGCUGUUCUUGGUCUUCUUCGUGGUCGCGCUGGCGGCGCCGCUUCUCGACGCGCAGACGUGUCUCCCUGCCUCCUAUUUCCCGGAGGCGUUGAUCAAUUUUAAGGAGUGGUACCGCCAGCAGUACGGCGAUUACCUGUUCUCCGAGAAGCCCAAUUUCUUCGUCGGCACGGUCUGGCUCGAGCUCGUCUUCCAGUGGCCGCUCGCCCUCCUCAACCUCUACGCCAUUCUGAGUGGCAAGCCCUGGUUCAACACCUCUUGCUUGAUCUAUGGCGUCUCCAUCACUUCCUCCAUGAAGACAUUCAGAAGCAAAAUGGGCGCGUUCGUGAAGGUCGUGGAUUUCCUGCUGUUCUUGGUCUUCCUCGUGGUCGCGGUGGCGGUGCCGCUGCUCGGCGCGCAGACGUGUCUCCCUGCCUCCUAUUUCCCGGAGGCGUUGAUCAAUUUUAAGGAGUGGUACCGCCACGAGUACGGCGACUACCUCUUCUCCGAGAAGCCCAAUUUCUUCGUUGGCACGGUCUGGCUCGAGCUCUUCUUCCAGUGGCCGCUCGCCCUCCUCAACAUCUACGCCAUUCUGUGCGGGAAGCCCUGGUUCAACACCUCUUGCUUGAUCUAUGGCGUCUCCAUCACUUCCUCCAUGGUAGUGCCUGUUUUAUCAGAAUUGAUCCUGUCUGGGAAAGCAUCCGAUGAGCUGCUGAUGCUGUACGCUCCUUUCCUGGGCGUCGGUGUAGUAGCCAUGCUUCGAGGCUUUGUGCCACACUCUGCGAAGAGUGGUUCUGGAGUCGGGAAGAGAACUGCCUUCGGUAGGAAAAAGAGGGUUUGAGGAAGGAUGUCUGUGUCAACCAAUUUUUCUAGUCCUGCUCUUUUUCUACGUUUCAGUGACGAUCAGUUUGUUCAUUUUUACUCUUUUCUCUAGUUGACCAUAUGGUAGGAUUCUUGUGAGUUUUGUGCCUGUUCUUGGAGCUUCCUUGGGUUGUUGAGUACUUGAGUGUGUAGUGCAGUUGUUAUUCUUUAACCAGGGUUACGUUCUUGGUAUCAGUUUGGAUUCCUGUCUAGUGCUUUACUCGGUUGUGAUUAGCUAGGUUCGCUCUCGGGGUGGGCAUGAGUGCAGUCGAACGGCUUCAGAAUCACACCGAACUGCAAUUGCGGGCGAACCACAUUGCCUCACGAAGCAUGUCGUCUGCCUUGCAGUCUGUGUUUUAAGCGGUUCGCGAUUUUUGGCUGAACCAAACUGUUGCGGUUCACAACCUAUUUCCAACUAUCAUUUCCAGUUUCCCAAUCUCUCUCAAAUGAUCCACGCCGCCUUCCCCAUCUUCCCAAUGCCUUUCAUCAUUAUUCGCUGAGUUAGCUACUUGAUCAUCUUGUUAGAUUUUCUGUUUACUUUUACUCCCCGCCAUAUGGGUCAUUAUGUGGGAAUUGGGUUUAGCUUGAUUGGAUUUUGAAGCUUUCUUUGACUUUUGUGGCACAAUUUUGAGGUUUCUCAAGUUCAGUGGAAUAUCAAG
Messenger RNA from Linum tenue, 1645 nucleotides. NCBI's taxonomy places the organism in Eukaryota, Viridiplantae, Streptophyta, Magnoliopsida, Malpighiales, Linaceae. The record is from the annotation of a GenBank genome assembly.